CGUACGAGCUCCCGAGUGACCUGCGGUGAUUAUACCACUCCUCCAUUGAUUUUCCCCCUCGUCCUUUUUCCUGUUAAUAAAAUAAGCUUGGGGGAUAAUAAUCCCACUCCUCUCUCUCUCCUCCCUGCUUCUCUACCUGAAUCCUAACCCUCGACGGCAGCAGGAGCAGGAGCAGGAGCAGGAGCGGGAGCGGGGUUGCCUGAUGACAACGAUGCGACGAUGACGGAGAAGCGGGAGGAGGAGAUGGAAGCCUCGUCGACGGCCGCCGAGGCUGCGAUACCGCCGCCGUUCUCGUCGCAGACGCCGUCCGUGUUUCCGUUCGUCGGGGGAUUCUUCGACGCCGCCGACGACGGCGGGGAGAAGGAUUCGCUCGGAUUCCUCGAGCUCCUCGGCCUACGGGAUCUCCACCACCCGCCUCCUCCGUUCUUAUUCGAUCACCUCCCCCAGCGGACGCCGGGGGCGGAUCCGCCGCCGGACGGUGGCAAUAUCCCCGCGACGCCGUCGUCGAUCUCGACGUCGUCCUCCGCGGAGGCGGCGGCAGCCGGCGCCGCGGCGAUCAAGCCGUCGACCUCGUCCGCGGAGGCCGCCGGAGAUGAGGGAUCGGAGCAGCAGGGGAAGUCCGGUAAAACGGGGAAGGAAGAAGGCGGGAAGAAGAAGGGGCAAAAGCGUCAAAGGGAGCCGCGAUUCGCGUUCAAGACGAUGAGCGAGGUCGACCACUUGGAAGACGGCUACCGGUGGCGCAAGUACGGACAAAAGGCCGUCAAGAACAGUCCCUACCCCAGGAGUUACUACCGUUGCACCAGUGCCACCUGCGGCGUGAAGAAGCGGGUGGAGCGGUCGUCGGAGGAUCCUGCGGUGGUGGUGACGACGUACGAGGGACAGCACACCCACCCCAGCCCCGUCCUCCCACGCGGUCACGCGCACCAAUCACUGUUGAUCCCGCCACCGCCCGACGCUCUGCUUCGUCCGUCGCCGCUCGGAUUCAGCGUGCUUCCGCCUAAGGGCCUCCACCUCCAGUUGCUCGGCAGCUACCUCCCUCCUGCUCCAGCCCCGGCUCCGCCUCUCAACUUCUUCUCCACCGCCGCAGCUCCUCGUCCUCUUCCCCCGUUGACCCCCAACUCCAUGAUCACUAACCGGACUGCGGCCGAGGGAGCGUCGUCCAGGGACCACGGCCUGCUGCAAGAUUUGAUACCGCCGGAGAUAAGAAAGAACGAGCAACUGUAGAGAUAAUCCUGUUAAUGGUACGUUCGUUGGCCUCCCUUGGAAAAAAAAAUUGCUUUUUUUUUUUACAUUUUGGAAUUUGUUUGUUUCUCUGACCUGAUCAAUCGGAUGGAGCAUUCCUAACAGUCCUUGAUCUUGUACACUGAAUGAUAUAUCAUUGUACUAUUUUGCUGUCAUCCCACCCUCAUUCUUCCCACUGUACAAGGACUAGUGCAUUAAUUACUUCAUACUUCUUAAUUAAUCAUCCAAUUACUUUACUUUAA
This is a messenger RNA of Zingiber officinale, 1484 nucleotides long. Its product is annotated as probable WRKY transcription factor 48. The transcript has 3 exons. The record is from RefSeq and is a predicted model, not a curated record. NCBI's taxonomy places the organism in Eukaryota, Viridiplantae, Streptophyta, Magnoliopsida, Zingiberales, Zingiberaceae. Gene Ontology annotation, molecular function: DNA-binding transcription factor activity; sequence-specific DNA binding. Gene Ontology annotation, biological process: regulation of DNA-templated transcription. Bases 220 to 1224 code for a protein of 334 amino acids.